Diplodia corticola is the source of this 2850-nucleotide messenger RNA. Its product is annotated as glycosyltransferase family 90 protein. The record is from RefSeq and is a predicted model, not a curated record. NCBI's taxonomy places the organism in Eukaryota, Fungi, Ascomycota, Dothideomycetes, Botryosphaeriales, Botryosphaeriaceae. The coding region runs from base 1 to 2850 and encodes 949 amino acids. The transcript is spliced from 4 exons.
AUGCCACUGGCGCUGCCGCCGCACGUAGCGCACCUUCAGUCCUUCUCCGCGCGCUCGCCGACUGUACUGGUUGCCGCCUUCCUCGUCUCCUCCGCCCUCGCCGCCCUCGUCCAGUUGCCGGAGCACUCGCUGCUCGUCGCUGCCGUCUCGUGGGCCCUGCUAUGGACAUACAGUAGUGUGCGCGUCGGGCUGUGGACCGGCUGGGACAAUGCGCUCCGCAGGAGGUACAGCUGGGUCGCCGGCGCGCUGCUUGCUCUUGCUGCCGUCUGUGAGCAGACGGCGCACGACCACGAAGGCGUGUGGUGGACCAAGGCCCUCCUUCCGGCGACGCUGUGCGCGCUGCGCUCCGCCGAUGUUGUCGCCCGCAGCUCCCCUUUCAUGACGCUCGAGGACCUCCACCAGAACCCGGACGCCAGUCGCUACGAUGUUUCGAACGGGAUGCUCGCCGUGCUGACGGUGGCAGGCGCCGGCGGGCUCAGCGUCGCGACCAUCCUGCCGCAUGUGCUGGCCCUGUCGCUGUGCAGCGCGCUCCUGACCAGCAUUGCGCUGCUGGUGCUCGAGCACGCCAUCACCUCGAUCAGGGACUAUAAGCCCAGCAUGAGCAACGGCCCGUCGCCCAUCAUGCCGAUGCGGCCGCGUUCGAACACGGUGACCCGGUCGGAUGCCUGGCUCGUGUCGCUGCGGGAUACGGCGUCGGUGGUUGCGCCCGCCUGCUUGGUGCUUGCCUUCGUCUUCGAGCGCAGUUUCAGGACCGACACCAUAUACUACGGUGUGAAUAGCGACGCAGUUGGGGUGUGGGAGCACGCGGGCCGGCUCUGGGCGCUGCAGCUGGGGUUGCAAGGCGCCUCCACUGCUGCAAUUAAGCACUUGACGCUCUUUUCCAUGAUACGACAGGCUGGAGCUUUUCCCGCCGCCUGCUCGACAGUGGCAGCGCUCCUCGUUGCUCGUUCUUAUGCUUUCCCGUCCUUCACGAGCUUCUGGUUCGCUCUCAUCUACGGCGGUGCGGGCGCUGUUUCCUUGAGCAAAUCCGCAACCGGCAACAUGAUGCUGGCUAGACAGUUUCUGACCGCGCUCUCGGUCGUGUCCUUCGUUAUACUGAGCAUAAGCUAUCUGCGCCAAUCCAUCUCGACUUUCGACGCCUUGCGCGACGCCACUCCCCACGAUCUCGGAUUUGCGCCGGCCGAUCCUCUCAGCCCACUUGCGCUACCUUCACCUGACGUGCACCCUAUUGAACAGCUGGUCAAGGGCGCCGAGAAGAACUGGGAGCAACUUUUGUCCCGCCAGUCGCAGAACCUUGGCGACGCUGUGGCCGAAUACCGACGGCGGUACGGAGUUCCUCCGCCUCCCAACUUCGACCGAUGGUUUGACUUCGCCAAGAGGAAGGGCGUCCGGCUCAUCGAUGACGGAUACGACUCCAUUUACCAUUCGUUGCUCCCGUUCUGGGCGUUGGAACCGGCUACGGUCCGCUCCCGCGUCAAGGAGGCACUCGGCCAUGGGGAAAAUGCUCUUAUCGGGUUGCUGAUCAGGGACGGGCAAGCCACGCAUGUUGAAGGCGGCCAAGACUGGCAGAGAGAGGCGACGCUGGGCAUGCUCAAGAACUUCCUCGCUUUCCUCCCGGACAUGGACCUUGCCUUCAACAUUCACGAUGAACCACGUGUGGUCGUGCCCAAUGACGAAUUGUCCCGCCUCGUGGAACGUGCCAAGAACGCCCGCAUGUCUGUAGCUGCGGCCAGCCAGCCACCGAAGAACCAGUUCUCCAAGCGUCCGAAAGACAUGAACAACGGUAAACGAGUCGAGGAGGUCAAGACCACCCGCUUCAACCGGUUUGCGCACCAAGGCACUUGGACCCACUCACGCCUCUCCUGCUCGCCGGAUAGCCAAGCGCGGAGCAUCGAAGAAAACCCAAAGGACAACUUGACUGCGUAUGCCGCUGGUGACCUUGGCUUCGUCUACAAUGCUACAGCCUUCUCGGACAUCUGCAACGCACCUUCGCUAUCCUCUACUUUCGGUUUCUUCGACCGGCCAAACGCCUUCAAUCUUGUACAAGAACUGUUCCCUAUCUUCUCUCAGAGCAAGAUCAGCAGCUACCAGGAUAUCCUGUACCCAAGCCCGUGGUACUGGUAUGGGAAGGUACCGUACGACAGUGACCGGGACCUUGCAUGGGAGGACAAGGCAGACAGCCUUUACUGGCGAGGUUCAACAACAGGUGGGUUCAGCCGCAACGGUGGCUGGCGCCGCCAGCACCGACAACACGUGGUUUCCCGCUUGAACGAGCCCGGCAAAGCCCUCAUCAUGGGGCAGCGCGACGAAGAAGGCGGCGCCACCGUCUGGGGCCCCAAGACCGUGUCGCGCAAGGACUAUGCGGAGCUCAUGGACGUCCACUUCUCGCACAUCGGCCAAUGCGACCCGGGCGACUGCGACGCGCAGCGCGAAUUCUUCAAGCUGGCGCCCGCGGCGGACCAGCAGGACGCCUGGUCGCACAAGCAUUUGCUCGACAUGGACGGAAAUGCUUUUAGCGGCCGGUUCUACGCCUUCCUGCAGAGCAAGAGCAUGGUGUACAAGAUGGCCGUGUUCCGCGAGUGGCAUUCCGACUGGCUGCAGCCGUGGCUGCACUACGUGCCUCUCUCGCUGCGGGGCGACGAGUGGCUCGAGACGAUCCGCUUCUUCUCGAGCGGCGACGGCACAAGCGAGGGCAAGAAGAUGGCCAAGAAGAUGGCGGACGAAGGGCGCGACUGGGCGGGAAAGGCGCUGAGAAAUGAGGAUUUUGAGGCGUGGUUCUUCAGACUGCUGCUUGAAUACGGCCGCCUCAUCGACGACAACAGAGAUACGAUCGGAUACCCCGGCCCUUGA